UGGUUCUUCCAGUUGCCCGGGAUUCCCAGUUCGAACUCUUCCUGGAAACGCUCUCCUCACCGCUCAUCUUGCGAAACUAGCGGGCCCUCCCUCGGCUCUCCCCGGCCUCUUAUACCCGCCGGAGGCGCCACGCGCAGCCCUCGCCGAGCCCUCGCCGAGCCCGCCCGCGCCCCGCAGCUGCGCCCGAGCACGUCUCAGCAGAAGUCAUUUGGAUCUUUUUGUCAACUGGAAUUUAAAAAUCAUUUCCUUUUAAAAAUCUUAAGAAGGCCACAAAGCUACUGACAAAGUUAUGGAAAAAACUUCUACAGAUGCAUUUCCUUCUACUAUAUAUUCUUCAGAAAAGCAAGAGACUGUAUGCAUUUUUGGAACUGGAGAUUUUGGAAGAUCACUAGCAUUUAAAAUGCUCCAGUGUAAUUAUUCUAUUGUUUUUGGAAGUAGAAAUCCCCAGAAGUCCAGUCUGCUGCCCCAUGGUGCAGAGAUCUUCAGCUAUUCAGAAGCAGCCCAGAAAUCGGACAUCAUAAUCAUAGCAGUCCACAGAGAGCAUUAUGAUUUUCUCAAGGAACUAACUGAGGUGUUCAAAGGAAAAAUACUGGUUGACAUCAGCAACAACCUCAAAAUCAAUCAGUAUCCAGAAUCUAAUGCAGAGUACCUUGCUCAUUUGGUGCCAGGAGCCCACAUAGUAAAAGCAUUUAACACCAUCUCAGCCUGGGCUCUCCAGUCUGGAACACUGGAUGCAAAUCGGCAGGUGUUUGUCUGCGGAAAUGAUAGCCAUGCCAAGCAAAGAGUGAUGGAUAUUGUUCGUACUCUUGGGCUUACUCCACUGGAUCAAGGAUCUCUCAUGGCAGCCAAAGAAAUUGAAAACUACCCCCUGCAACUAUUUCCAAUGUGGAAGUUCCCCUUCUAUUUGUCUGCUAUUCUAUGUGUCUUCUUCUUCUUCUACUGUGUUAUAAGAGACAUAAUCUACCCUUAUGUUAAUAGCAAGAAAGAUAUCACAUUUCGCUUGGCUAUUUCCAUUCCAAAUCGUAUCUUUCCGAUAGCAGCGCUUACACUGCUUGCCUUGGUUUACCUCCCUGGUGUUAUUGCUGCCAUUCUGCAACUGUACCGAGGUACAAAAUACCGCCGAUUCCCAGACUGGCUUGACCACUGGAUGCUUUGCAGAAAGCAGCUUGGCUUGGUAGCUCUGGGAUUUGCCUUCCUCCAUGUCCUCUACACACUUGUGAUUCCUAUCCGUUAUUAUGUACGAUGGACACUGAAAAACAGAACCAUUACCCAGGCAACAGCCAAGACACAAGAUCUAUUUAGCACUUCUACUGCCUGGCUUAGUGAUUCCUACGUAGCUUUGGGAAUCCUUGGGUUUUUCCUGUUUGUACUCCUGGGAAUCACUUCUUUGCCAUCAGUUAGCAAUAUGGUCAACUGGAGAGAGUUCCGAUUUGUACAGUCCAAAUUGGGUUACUUGACCCUGAUCUUGUGCACAGCCCACACCUUGGUGUACGGCGGAAAGAGGUUCCUCAGUCCUGCAAGUCUCAUAUGGUAUCUUCCUUCAGCCUAUGUGAUAGCGCUCAUCAUUCCCUGCACCGUGCUGGUGAUCAAGUUUAUCCUCAUCCUGCCAUGUAUAGACAAGACCCUUACACGAAUCCGCCAGGGCUGGGAGAGGAACUCAAAACCAACAUCAGAUGGACAAUAUUUAAAGCAAAGCUCAAUUCACCUGGACUCUCAAUUAUAGUAUUGUAUAUUUAGAGGAGACUAUGUAAUGCGCACAGCUAAGAAAGAAUUUUUCUCACACUAUAGCUUAAAGUUUGUUAACAGAGAAGGAACUGCUGCCUGACUUUUAGAAAUUGACAGGAAUAGAUUGCCAUUUAAUCUCAGGUUAGUGAUGAAUCUAUGGAGGUCCCUGCCUCUCUUCUUCCCGGAGGCAGCGGGGCUAAGGUCACAGUUAGCUUUGUGGUUUCACGCUAAAAAGUUUUUUUGCUUUGGGCAACAUGCAUGACCUAAUGUCUUGCAAAAUCCAGGGGAAAUACAUGCAACUUCCUUUUCUGGUUCAAGAGCUGAAUGCAAAGAAAAAGAAACAGUAAGAUGGUGGCCACUGAUAAAGGCUUUCUGAGAUACAUCUGAGAAGGAGGGCCAAAUGAAGUAAAAGGAAUGAGAAUUUUUCUUACUGUUCUUUGUAAGUGAAAGUGAUCAUAAGUAUUGCUAUAGUGAAUUCUGUAGUUAAUGUACUCUUUGAUUUUGCUUUUGCCAACAUGGAUCUGUACUGUGGAGAACUAUUUUAUAACACCACAAAAAUAUCACAACUGAUUGGAAGUAACCAUGGGUUGGAUAUAUGCAAAUCUAUUAUUCUUGUCAUAAGAUCCUUUCUCUAAAAGGAAUAGGUGUAGGGAAAGGUGUACACUGAGUUAAAAUUGAGAGAUAUCUGCUUGGAUUUUCUCAUUAUACAAUAAGCAAGGAAGGGUUGAUAAAAGCCCUUGCACAAGAAGUUGAAAUAAAAAAACCCAGAAUUUUAGAUAGCAAGCUAAAUGAAUUUUGUAAAGUUGCACUAUACUAGGAUUGCAUGAUUUAGGUAUUAUGGUAUGCUUGGUGAAUAGAAUAUUCCAAAUAUCGUUCAAUACUAAUCAUCUAUGAAAUGGAUUUCUAGUAUUAAAAAGUGGCUUCUAUAAUCAGGGCUUACUAUAAUUUUAAGCAGUGAAAUUAAAUGAAUAAUGAAAGUAUAAAUUUGACCAAUGCAUAGAUGAAAGAGAAUUAUGUAAAAUCUUAUGGUUAGAGAGGUAUGAACAGUAGCUGCAAUAUGAGACUUGGUUCAUUCUCAAAUCUUUGCUGGAAUGCAGGAUGGUUUCCUCCGUCUCUAAUGAUAGUGCCAUUUCCAAGAUGACCUUCAGCAGGAUUGGCCUUCUUGGCUCAUGCAUGGAGCUGAAAGGAGCCUCAUGUACCCUCUUUCCACAAACUGAAAUAAACAAAAGGCUUUGAGAUUGGCAUUUUUCUGCCUGCCUUAUAAAGGCCAUCUAUUUUUUCUUUUUUUUCAACUUAUCAUAUCUACAUGAUGCAAAAUGAUUAAAGUAUAUUAAAACAUCACCCACCAUCUAGGAUAUUUCUCUAUAAAACUUUUUGAAAAUAGUUCCAUCUACAUUCAAUUUUACAUCCUUCCUUUUUCACUUAAUGUAUCAGUGGUUUUAUUCUCUGACUUACAUGAUAUAUGUGUAUUAUUAGUGGCUGAAUUAUAUUACAUCAAAUGGGCAUUUAUUCAACCAUUACACUAAACAUGUAGGUUAUAUCUGUUUUUUACUAAAACAAAUAACAUUUCAGAGAAUAUCUUAGCACUUAUAACUCUUUUCCAUUUUUUAAAUUAUUUCACUAGAAUACUUAGCAAGAAUUGAGAUUACAAAAUUAAGGAACUUUUAAUAUCAUUUGAUAUAUAUUGCCAAAUUAUUUCUAAAUUAACCUUGUCCAUAUCAUUGGCAUUGGAUGAAGGCAUUGGUUUCAUCAUACCUUUCAUAGAUUUUGUCUUUCAUAUCAGUUCAUGUACACUGAGAAGAUACACAGAACACAUGCUUCAUUCAUUUAUCCAUGACCCACCUAAGCAAGGUUACGAAAAUCCUGGAAAACUGUGAGCAGACCUGUGGUGUGUGAUGCUGACCCUAGAGUAUCAAGGGAAAAGACAGAAAAUGUUGCUACUCAUCUACUCCAUUUUGUGCAAAACAGCCAUGUAAGUGUCCCAGAGUUGAAGGCUGCUCUUUGUCUAGAGAAUGGUUGCUUCAAAAUUAAAUACUAUCCAGGUUGAUGUAAAGAAAGCCUCUGGGGUUAACCAUGCUUUUUGGUAAAGAGCUUUUACUGGGCCAUAGUUUGUCAAUAAAAUUGAAAUGCCACACUGAGGUAAAACCAAGCCUACCUAGAGUAAAACUCUAUUUUUAUAACCUAGUAAAAAUGUUCUGCCUGUGUAGUUAAGAAAAGCCAUCCAUGAAGCCAGAAGUUGAAGAACACCUCCAGUGGUUUUGGUGUUUUACAGUGCCAAGCCUGACCCUUGGCCUCAACCACAAGGGCUCCAAGCCUCACAAUGGACCAGAGAAGCCAAUUUCCUCCUCUUGUCCCUCUCCACAUCCUUCCUCCCCAAACCACCAAACCAACUUGAUUAUCCUAACACAGCUGACUCCUCUAGUUUACAUUGGGUUGGAAAGAAUGAGUUUGGAGUAGAUGGAAAUAAUGAACUGUACAGCUUUUAACAAAUCCAAACUGUUCUGCAUAAAAAUGUUAGACUAAGCUGCACUGUAUUCUAGGAAAAGCUUUAAGCUCAUAGACCUUUUAUUUUUGUAUGUUCUCCCCAUGUUAAGGGAUGACUACUUUUAUAAGUUUGUAUUCAUUAAAUGUUAUUUUAAAAAUA
Canis lupus familiaris (dog) is the source of this 4369-nucleotide messenger RNA. Its product is annotated as STEAP4 metalloreductase. Gene Ontology annotation, biological process: copper ion import. Gene Ontology annotation, cellular component: plasma membrane; endosome. The record is from RefSeq and is a predicted model, not a curated record. Bases 290 to 1723 code for a protein of 477 amino acids. The transcript is spliced from 6 exons. Gene Ontology annotation, molecular function: ferric-chelate reductase (NADPH) activity; cupric reductase (NADH) activity. Lineage: Eukaryota; Metazoa; Chordata; Mammalia; Carnivora; Canidae.